AAGGUCAUUAAUAUACAGACACAUGUGCAAGCUAGCUAGCUAGCUAGCCAGUACUGAAGUUAUAGCUCACUCUUAUAUAAUUAUAGCUAUCAAGAUGUUUGAUGAGACUACAUUCAACUACAGUGUCUACAGGACAACAGUUACCGUAGUGCCCUUAGUGGCUCUGUCUCUGAGUCUAGUUGGAACCAUGGUGACAGCAUACGCUAUUGUCUUAAUGUGCUGGCCAUUCAGGAAAAUGCUCGACUCUUGUGCUCACAAGAAAGGAGUAAGAAAGUUCUUAGCACAAGUUGAAACUGAAGGUGGGAAGCUGCCGUGUUGGACGUGUAUUUUCGGUGGACUAAAGUUGAUUUACGGUAAAGAAAUUGAUGAAUUAGAAGCAAAAGGAAAGCCGACUAUAUACUCGAUAUGUGGUAGACACGUGCGACCAUGGUUACUGGCGUUGCUGUUUCUAGUGGUCAUGUUCGUAUGCACUUGCACUUUAAUUGCCUUCUGGAACGCAUUUUUAGUCGACGAAUCGAUGGCCUGCAAUCCGAACAUGGACUGUUUCGCAAUAAACUCCACCACUUGGAAGGCAAAAACAGAAAAUCCGCUGAUCAACUGUACUGAUUACGAGAACGACUACACUAUACAUUGCUACAAGUUCGUAUUCAACUACGCCGGUGCCCUUGGCAACGCAGGGGGCGUGCUUGUGCUAGCAUCUGUUAUAAUGAACGUGCAAGCUGGGCUCUGGGUGGGUGCUAGUUCACAAGAGGGUAAGGUCGGUUGGUGGUGUGGCGUCAUCGCAGUAACUACACUCAACAUAAUAUGCAGUAUCGGACUUCUGGCUACACCGAUAUUAGUCUUCUCUGUGCCACUGUUAAGAGACACGGUUGUGAACACGAACAGAUCCCAAAUACAGUUUUUUACGUACUGGUCAACUUUCAUGUGUGCUUUUCUUUUCUCUGGACCAAUUUUGAUGGUAUUUUCGAAACGACUCAAAAACGAGACUACAAUUUUCGGUGAAGAGCAGUACGUGAGUACAGUUAAUAGUCGAGGGAGUGUUUUAGGAGAGGAAACGGGAGGAGAUAUGGAAUGGAAACAUUUGAAUCCGAAUUCGGCACAUCGUAGCUACUCCCAAGUAUAAUUCAGAAACUCUAAUUUUGUGUUUUUGUGUAUCGUGAAUUGUGAUUAAAACCACCUUACUGUGAUAAUACGUGCAACCAUUA
Molecule: messenger RNA, 1205 nt
Organism: Halichondria panicea
Lineage: Eukaryota; Metazoa; Porifera; Demospongiae; Suberitida; Halichondriidae
Exons: 1
Coding region: 95-1123 (342 amino acids)
Source: RefSeq, a predicted model, not a curated record